Messenger RNA from Odocoileus virginianus texanus, 2319 nucleotides. The record is from RefSeq and is a predicted model, not a curated record. NCBI's taxonomy places the organism in Eukaryota, Metazoa, Chordata, Mammalia, Artiodactyla, Cervidae.
UGGACUGAGUCCACAGAGAAGAGCUGAGUUCGUGGAAUCUUUUCACAGAAGUCCAGUCUUGGGCGACACCAGGGAGACAGUGAUGAACCGAUGCUUUUCAAUUGCACUGACAAUGAGAAAGCCUUCCUGAACGCUUUCACUCUCCUCGACAACCAGAUAACUCAGGAUGAAGUGCGAACCUUUAGGUACCUACUGUGUGGAAAUCUGUCCAAGGAGAAAUCCGCUCUUAUUCAUCACAGAAAACUUCCCGGUGGGGAAACAUCACAUGUGUGCAAGGAGUGUGGACAAGCCUUCAUUCACCUGUCUCACCUAAAAACCCACCAGAAAUUUCACACUGGCAUAAGACACUAUAUGUGCAGUGAAUGUGGAGAAGCUUACAACAGAAGCUUGCACCUUGUUCAGAACCAGAGAACUCACACCAGAGAAAGACCUUAUGAGUGCAGUGAAUGCGGAAAAGCCUUUAGUCAUAAAAACACACUUGUUCAGCACCAGAGUUAUGGCGAAAGGUCUUAUGACUGCACUGAAUGUGGAAAAGCCUACAGCAGAAGCUCCCACCUUGUGCAGCACCAGAGAAUUCAUACAGGGGAAAGGCCUUAUGAGUGCAGUGAAUGUGGAAAAUUCCAUAGCCAAAGCUCUCACCUUAUUGAGCACUGGAGGAAUCACACCAGGGCGAGGCCUUAUGAGUGCAGUGAAUGUGGAAAAUUCCUUAGCCAAAGCUCUCACCUUAUUGAGCACUGGAGGAGUCACACCAGGGCGAGGCCUUAUGAGUGCAGUGAAUGUGGAAAAUUCCUUAGCCAAAGCUCUCACCUUAUUGAGCACUGGAGGAGUCACACCAGGGCGAGGCCUUAUGAGUGCAGUGAAUGUGGAAAAUUCCUUAGCCAAAGCUCUCACCUUAUUGAGCACUGGAGGAGUCACACCAGGGCGAGGCCUUAUGAGUGCAGUGAAUGUGGAAAAUUCCUUAGCCAAAGCUCUCACCUUAUUGAGCACUGGAGGAGUCACACCAGGGCGAGGCCUUAUGAGUGCAGUGAAUGUGGAAAAUUCCUUAGCCAAAGCUCUCACCUUAUUGAGCACUGGAGGAGUCACACCAGGGCGAGGCCUUAUGAGUGCAGUGAAUGUGGAAAAUUCCUUAGCCAAAGCUCUCACCUUAUUGAGCACUGGAGGAGUCACACCAGGGCGAGGCCUUAUGAGUGCAGUGAAUGUGGAAAAUUCCUUAGCCAAAGCUCUCACCUUAUUGAGCACUGGAGGAGUCACACCAGGGCGAGGCCUUAUGAGUGCAGUGAAUGUGGAAAAUUCCUUAGCCAAAGCUCUCACCUUAUUGAGCACUGGAGGAGUCACACCAGGGCGAGGCCUUAUGAGUGCAGUGAAUGUGGAAAAUUCCUUAGCCAAAGCUCUCACCUUAUUGAGCACUGGAGGAGUCACACCAGGGCGAGGCCUUAUGAGUGCAGUGAAUGUGGAAAAUUCCUUAGCCAAAGCUCUCACCUUAUUGAGCACUGGAGGAGUCACACCAGGGCGAGGCCUUAUGAGUGCAGUGAAUGUGGAAAAUUCCUUAGCCAAAGCUCUCACCUUAUUGAGCACUGGAGGAGUCACACCAGGGCGAGGCCUUAUGAGUGCAGUGAAUGUGGAAAAUUCCUUAGCCAAAGCUCUCACCUUAUUGAGCACUGGAGGAGUCACACCAGGGCGAGGCCUUAUGAGUGCAGUGAAUGUGGAAAAUUCCUUAGCCAAAGCUCUCACCUUAUUGAGCACUGGAGGAGUCACACCAGGGCGAGGCCUUAUGAGUGCAGUGAAUGUGGAAAAUUCCUUAGCCAAAGCUCUCACCUUAUUGAGCACUGGAGGAGUCACACCAGGGCGAGGCCUUAUGAGUGCAGUGAAUGUGGAAAAUUCCUUAGCCAAAGCUCUCACCUUAUUGAGCACUGGAGGAGUCACACCAGGGCGAGGCCUUAUGAGUGCAGUGAAUGUGGAAAAUUCCUUAGCCAAAGCUCUCACCUUAUUGAGCACUGGAGGAGUCACACCAGGGCGAGGCCUUAUGAGUGCAGUGAAUGUGGAAAAUUCCUUAGCCAAAGCUCUCACCUUAUUGAGCACUGGAGGAGUCACACCAGGGCGAGGCCUUAUGAGUGCAGUGAAUGUGGAAAAUUCCUUAGCCAAAGCUCUCACCUUAUUGAGCACUGGAGGAGUCACACCAGGGCGAGGCCUUAUGAGUGCAGUGAAUGUGGAAAAUUCCUUAGCCAAAGCUCUCACCUUAUUGAGCACUGGAGGNGCCGCAGCCGCCGCCGCCGCCGUAAAGGCCUAUACAUUUCCUUUAAAAACUACCCGUGUAAUUAA